AUGUUGAAAAUUCUGUUUUUAUUGCUAUGCGCCUUUGAUAUUCCAAAUAUUAUUCUUGGUUCAAAUUCGGAUGAAUCAGAAUCAGAAUCAGGUGAAUUAGAACUAGAACCAGCCAAAGACAAUCCUCUAUCUCAUGAAAAUCUGCUCUACAAAUCAAUAAUUGCAUUCCCUUAUGAUGAACCAGUGUUUAUCGCGUAUUUUUAUGGGAGAACAUAUGAAGAGCGACUUGAAAUGAUCAAGAAUUUCAGAAAAAAAUAUGGUGAUGACGGGUUCAACAAAUUAAAAGAUAAAUUAAAGGGUGUGCCAGAGACACUUAGAAUUGUAGUGCCUACAGUUUAUUAUGAUGCUAGAUUAUUAAAUCUUGCAUUGCAAAAUCGUGAUAAUGAUUGGUUGAUGGAAGUUAUGGUAUCUAGAACAUCUCAAGAAAUUCGGGAGAUCAAAAAAACUUAUGAACAAAAAUGGAAUAACAAUUUAUGUAAAGCGAUUGAUCGCAACAAUAUUGGGGAUUUUGAAAGAAUACUUCUCGCACUUUGUGCUGCUGACAGAGAUGAAUCGGAUGUUGUUGAUGAAAAAUUGGCAGAUUCAGAUUGUUUCAAAUUAUAUGAAUAUGGACCAGCUACAAUUGCUGGAACCAAUGAAGAAGGGAUUAAUGGAAUAUUGUUCAAAAGAAACUAUAAACAAUUGAGAAGAAUGUUUGAGAAGUUUUCAGAUUAUGAAUAUUCAACAUCUUUGGAGAAGAGGACGAUUGAGACAAUGAUUGAUGAGGAAUAUUCGUUUUGCUCGAAAGCAGCGCUUUUGAAAUAUGUGCAAGCGGUCAAAAGUUUGCCCGAAUUUUUUGCGAGUUCGCUGAAAAAGAGUUUGACAGGUACGGAUGGACCUCUGAAUGUUGUUUGAAAAAAAAUUUUUCAGAAUCCAAUGAAAAAAAAUUGAUUCGAAUUAUUAUGAGUCGAGCUGGUGUUGAUUUACCGGAAAUCGCUGAAGCUUUUGGUGGCAAAGAAGAACUAUCGGAACAAAUUGCCAUUUCUGCUUUUACAUCUUCAUUCACUAGAAAUGCCUUGAGAUCUUUUAUUAGAGUUAAUGGCUGA
Messenger RNA from Caenorhabditis angaria, 1085 nucleotides. Lineage: Eukaryota; Metazoa; Nematoda; Chromadorea; Rhabditida; Rhabditidae. The record is from the annotation of a GenBank genome assembly.